Messenger RNA from Sinocyclocheilus grahami, 791 nucleotides. Its product is annotated as claudin domain-containing protein 1-like. The record is from RefSeq and is a predicted model, not a curated record. The transcript is spliced from 2 exons. The annotation marks the transcript as partial. NCBI's taxonomy places the organism in Eukaryota, Metazoa, Chordata, Actinopteri, Cypriniformes, Cyprinidae.
UCUCAGCUUGUUUCCUAAUCUAGUCGUCUACUAAACCUAGCAUUGCGUGUUUGUCAUUAUUAUUUACUUCAGCGGUUUUUGUAGUAAACUACAUUACCCAUAAACCCUUGCUGCAGGCUCUAAAUCUUACAGGAAAUCGUAUGGAUUUAUCAACAUCUCUGCUGCUCCGAAACGUCACAUGUAUGUUCACCUUUAGCAUAUGAACGCAUUAACUCUGAUUACCUCGUUGAUAUUGAAACUAAGACUCUGGACUGUGAGUUUUAUUCUCAGAUGAGACAGAUGGGCGGAAAAUAGGACACGCAAAUACAACGAGACGAACGCGCUUGUGCUUAUCGAGAGACGCGUAAAGAGCGGGGCAUGAUGGUGGAUAACCGGCACGCCACAGCUCUGGUCAUCGCCGGGGUUUUAAGCGUCCUGGCCUCCGUGUAUCUGUCGGUGUCGGUCGGCUCGCCGCACUGGUACCGGUACACGAGCCCGCCGGUGCGCGCGGAGCCCAACGCCACGGAGCUGCGCGCGCUGCAGGACGAGUUUCUGGAAGGAGACUUUGACGAGAAAACCGUGAGCGACGCGCUGUUCCGCAUGAACGGGACGCUCGGACUGUGGUGGAGAUGCAUUCAGACGCCCACUGACGCGCACUGGUACAGAGAACCCGAUCCAAAGAUGGUGAUGGAGUGUGUGAGUUUUACUCUCUCGCAGCAGUUCACUCCAAAAUACAAAGAGCCCGGAAAUCACAACAGUGGAGAAGAUCUGAUACGAACCUGUGAGCUCACACACACACACACACACACACA